Molecule: messenger RNA, 3472 nt
Organism: Cuscuta campestris
Lineage: Eukaryota; Viridiplantae; Streptophyta; Magnoliopsida; Solanales; Convolvulaceae
Source: the annotation of a GenBank genome assembly
UCUCUUCUUCUUCACUCUAUCCCACUCCAAUUAUUCCUACUACAUAUACUGAGCCUAUGUAAUCCGUUUUUUCCUAACCCAUCAGUUUCUCCCCGUCCAAAUCCGGACAUCAAUUCCCGCCGCCGGAGGAUCUCCGUUCAACUGCCGCCGGAGCGUUAUCAGUUCCCUCUCCGAUCCUCACCUCCGCCGCCUGUGAUAUUGUCCGCAGAUUCCGAGCUCAAUUUGGAUGAACAUGAUUAUUACAUGAUCACAGAGCUUUCACUCGAUUGAUAAUUUGCCGCGCAGGAUUAUGUCGGGAUCAGGAUAUAACUAUGAUCAUUUGGUUGGCGAAGCUAAAACUAGGUGGCUGAAAGCUGCUGAAGUGCUCUUCAUAUUACAGAAUCAUGAGAACCUCCAGUUCACACAUGUUCCGCCUCAAAAACCUCCAAGCGGGUCUUUGUUUCUUUAUAACAAGAGAGUGGUGAGAUUUUUCCGUAAAGAUGGUCAUAGGUGGCGAAGGAAAAAGGAUGGUAGAGCCGGGGGAGAAGGGCAUGAAAGGCUCAAGGUAGGAAAUGUCGAAGCUCUCAAUUGUUAUUAUGCACAUGGAGAGCAGAAUCCAAAAUUUCAAAGGCGCAGCUAUUGGAUGUUAAAUCUGGCAUAUGAGCACAUUGCUUUGGUUCACUAUAGAGAUAUAAGUCAGGGAAAACAUACUGCCCAAUUCGUACCACGACAUUCUCCAUCUUCUACCUUCAACCAGAGCCCUAGUCCAUUUUCCAUUCAGAAUACAAGCUCUACUUCAGCCAUGCGUGAAUCUUGUGAACAACAAUCUAGUUCUGGAUCAAUGGAGAAUUCCCCCAUUGUUGUCACUAACAGCUACGGGAUAAAUCAGUCAAGUCACACAGUGGAGGAGGAUAGUAACUCAUCGUUGCUUGCAGUAAGUGACGCAUUGAGAAGGAUUGAGGAGCAGUUAAGUACGAAAUGUGACAGCUUGAAUGACAUUGAGCCCCCCUGCAACUCUAUAGCGUGCUCAGUUGGUGUUGACAAUAUUCAAGAUGAUUAUAUGCCAUUUAAUGAGAUACAAGAUGAUUCAAACACUGGUAACGUAACUGAUAAUAUACUUAUGGGGCAUGAAGGUAAUGGAUGUAAAGAAAUUUUAAAUGCGUAUGGAAGUUCUACGGCUGCAGAAUGUAACCCCGCCAAUGAGAUGACCACUCUGCUUGCAAGAGAUCCACUUGAAACAUCUGAAGUCAUUACAUGGCAAACUUUUGGCCCAGAAGAUCAUCUGAACUUAGGAAUUCAUCAACAAGUUGAAGAUGUCAGAUAUCUGACAUACAAGACAGCAUUGAAUUUUGGUGCAAUUAAUCAUGAUCAAUUUGGGACACCAUUUGAACACAAUCAGAUUGCAAGUCAUUUUGAAGAUAACACAUGCUUAACUAUUCCUCAAAGGCAGAAAUUUAGAAUUUCAGGUUUAUGUCCUGACUGGGGGUACACUGAUGAGACUACGAAGGUUAUCGUUACGGGAUCUUUUCAUUGUGAUUCAUCAGUGUCCCAAUGGAUGUGUAUGUUUGGUGACGUUGAAGUUCCUAUCCAGAUCAUUCAAGAUGGUGUCUUCUGUUGUGAUGCUCCUCCACAUUUGCCCGGUAAAGUUACUUUAUGCAUUACCAUGGGUGAUCAGGAAUCGUGCAGUGAGGUCAGGGAUUUCGAGUACAGAGUCAAGCACACUGGUACUGCUGACAAGGGCACUGAAGAAUUAUUGUUGCUUGUCAGGUUCGCAAAGAUGCUUCUGUUUGAUAAAUCAAGGGGCAAUGUAGGUAUUCUCGAAUCAGGAAAUGAUUUUUCAGAAAAAGCCAAAGAAAGUGAAGACUCAUGGAAUGAAGUGAUCGAGGGUCUUUUGUUGGGAGAUUUGUCAUCAAACCUCACAAUUGAUUGGCUUCUUGAGGAACUUUUGAAAGACAAGCUGCAGCAGUGGCUUGCUGCCACUUUGCAAGGAAAAGCAAGCCCAUUGGAUUCAAAUUGUGUCUUGUCCAGAAAAGAACAAGGGGUUAUACACAUGGUUUCUGGGUUGGGAUUUGAGUGGGCAUUACGAUCUAUUUUAGAUGCCGGAGUAGCAGUUGAUUUCCGUGACAUCAAUGGUUGGACUGCUCUACAUUGGGCUGCACGCUACGGGAGAGAAAAUAUGGUUGCUGCACUCAUAGCACAUGGUGCUUCAGCUGGAGCAGUAACUGAUCCCACUAAAGAAGACCUUAUUGGUCAGAGUCCUGCAGCAAUUGCUGCUACAUACGGCCACAAUGGACUUGCCGGUUAUCUUUCAGAAAUGGCACUCACCAGUCACCUUUCAUCCCUUAAAUUGGAAGAAACCGAACUAUCAAAAGGAGAUACACAGGUAAUGGAAGCAGAAACAGCCUUUGGAUGUAUCUAUGAAACUGAUGUCGCAACAAAUGAGGAUCAGAUUUCCAUGAAGGAUACACUAGCUGCAGCCAGGAAUGCUACUAUAGCCGCUGCACGUAUACAAGCUGCCUUUCGUGCACAUUCUUUCAGAAAGAGACAGCAGAGACAAGCUGCUGCUGCUGCUGCUGGUGAUGAGUUUGUUGCCCUCUCCAACUGCAUCAGUGGUUUUCCGGCUUCAUCCACCAAGCUAACUUAUCUUACCCCUCGAGAUUACACCUCAGCUGCUCUAACCAUUCAAAAAAAAUACCGAGGAUGGAAAGGCCGGAAGGAUUUCCUCGCAUUCCGUCAGAAAGUGAUAAAGAUACAGGCACAUGUACGUGGCUAUCGGGCAAGAAAGGAAUUCAGGGUAAGUUGGGCAACUGGGGUUCUGGAGAAGAUAGUACUGAGGUGGUGCCGGCAUGGAGUUGGCCUUCGCGGAUUCAAUCUAGAGAUGUGCGAAAGUGAUGACCGCGACGAAAUUCUCAAAGUGUUCCGCAAGCAGAAAGUGGAUGCGACCAUUGAGGAGGCAGUCUCUAGAGUUCUCUCCAUGGUUCAAUCUCCAGAGGCACGUCAACAGUAUUCUCGCAUUCUUGAAAAAUACCGCCAAGCUAAGGCCAACCUUCCCAGUGUGGCAGCCUAAGCUGCAUGGAAACGGACACAAGGACGGGGUUUUGGGCACGGGGAAAACCCAAAUUUUUAUGAAGUAUUUGAGUGUCGGAAUGUACCCAAACAGGGACGUUUUGGGAACAAGAAGCGAAAAUCAUUUGAAAUGGCGGGAAUCGAGGCAACGGCUUCUCAUGCUGCAUGUAUGCGUAGUUGCAAAUUUGGAGUACCCCCGCGAACCUACUUAUUGCAGCUUUAUUCGAUCCUUUUGGCCAAAAAAAGUGCAUUGGUGCAAUAUUAGUCAGUGGUUGUUUGUAUUGACUAGUUUGAAUGACCUAUAUAAGUUUAGAGGAUAUGUGUUGGUUAAUUAUUUUAAACUGUUUGGUAAAUUUUAUUAUUUGUAAAUAUCUAUUUUAUGUAUAAAGACGUGUUUCUAUGUAAAAAAUAAAUACUCCCUAGUCCC